AUGACCAUGCUCUCCCUAACCUUUUGCAUUCACCUCCUGCUCAUUCUUGCAUCAGUUAGGAACACAGUGAGCAACGUUGAGGGUGGUUCUGCCGCUGCUACUACUCCUCCUCCUCCUCCUGGUGUAACGGUGGAAGCCAGAAAGAGGUGCUCCAUUUAUUUGGGGCCUUGUGUUAGAAGGAUAGUGGGCAUGGAAGGAAGCUCAAAGGCAAUAAUGGGUAUAAUAUAUGUUGGAGAUGGGAAAGAAAGGGUUGGUUCGACAUUGGCAGCAGCAAAGUGCACGUACACUUUGGAGCUUUGCAGCACAAAGAAGUGCAAUAAUCCGUGCUUUAGCAGCACAGUGAUUAUGGUUGCAGCUGAAGGAGGAAGCUAUGAGACAAUGUGUAAAACAUUAAAGUGCACAGAUAUUGUUGGGCCUUGCAGUCUAAAGAGGUGCGAUAAUGCAAAGUGCGGGGCAGUACACACUGGUAAAAGAAAAUAG
Messenger RNA from Ilex paraguariensis (yerba mate), 480 nucleotides. Lineage: Eukaryota; Viridiplantae; Streptophyta; Magnoliopsida; Aquifoliales; Aquifoliaceae. The record is from the annotation of a GenBank genome assembly.